Messenger RNA from Amoebophrya sp. A25, 539 nucleotides. The record is from the annotation of a GenBank genome assembly. NCBI's taxonomy places the organism in Eukaryota, Dinophyceae, Syndiniales, Amoebophryaceae.
UGAACACCAGCUUCUCGAGUUCUUUCCGAACCGAAAGUCGUCUCACGCUAUUCUUGAGUCUUGGUCUCGUGAUAGGCCUCGCCGCAACAAUAGCGACAGUGCCGAGUCGGGAACGACGCCAAAAAGUGCACGAGACGGUCGAAUUCCGCGAGUGCAAUCGUCGCUCUCGGCUUCUCGCCGAAGCAGUGUAAGUUGCAACGAGAGGGCAGCAGCAGGAUCAAGAUCAGAUGGAGGGUACCAUCGAGACCGAGGCGCAGGGUCAGCCAGAGGAACAGAGACGAAGGAACUCGUGCAACAAGUAGCAGAAUCGAGGCCGGGGGAUGAACGACUCGAUACAGACGGACCUAAACAACUUGGUACAGUGGCGCAGCCCACUGACACCGGCGCGCAGCUGCAUGGAGGAGCAGAAGACUAUAGCAGCAGAAAAGGCUAUCCUAGCUCCAUUGAGAGCAAUAGGGAUGUGGCGGGGGUGAGGGUGGACGCUGCGACGGAGCAGGAAAAUAAGAAGCAAACGGACGCUUCUCUCCACUCUUCAGCAG